CACCCACUUUUUCUUAAUUUGCACACAUCCAUUUUCCAAUUUGCGAAUUGAGAUGGUGCAGUUCCAAAAUGAAUGUUGAAACCAUUGACUCUAGGAAUAUAUAAUCUUUCAGGGAUAAUGUUUGUGCAAGCAGUACUAGUUUUGGUGGUGAUUUUGAUUGGAUGGGCUUAUCAAGCCAUCCAACCUCCACCACCAAAGUUCUGUGGUUCUCCGGAUGGCCUACCUGUUACCUCACCUAGAAUCAGAAUUAGAGAUGGAAGGUAUCUGAGCUACAAAGAAAGAGGAGUCCCCAAGGAUACUGCUACCUACAAAAUCAUCAUUGCCCAUGGCUUCGCUGACUCCAAAGACUGUGUCAUACCGGUUUCUCCAGAGCUGGUGGAAGAGCUUGGGAUUUACCUUCUCUCCUUUGAUAGAGCUGGGUAUGGAGAGAGCGACCCGAAUCCAAAAAGAUCGGUGAAGAGCGAAGCUUUCGACAUUCAAGAUCUUGCCGAUCAGUUGGAGAUUGGAUCGAAGUUCUAUGUGAUUGGAAUCUCCAUGGGAGCUUACUCUGCUUGGAGCUGUCUCAAACACAUUCCACACAGGUUGGCAGGUAUAGGGCUGAUAGUUCCAAUGGUUAACUACUGGUGGCCUUCAUUUCCUGCCAAUCUAUCUGGAGAUGGCUUCAGGACACUGCCUGAACAAGACCAAUGGACGCUUCGGAUUGCACAUUAUGCCCCUUCUCUGCUGCACUGGUGGAUGACUCAGAAAUGGUUCCCCUCACUAAGCCUCUUAAAAGGCCACCAAGGAAGUUACAGCCAUCAAGACAGAGAGAUUCUUCAGAAUAUUGCCUCCACACCUUCAGUGUUUCAAGAUAAAGCCCGGCAACAAGGCGAUUACGAAUCUCUCCAUCGAGACUUGAUCGUUGGCCUCGGCAAAUGGGGCUUCGAUCCUAUGGAUCUAAACAACCCAUUUCCCCACAACAAGGGCUCUGUCCACAUAUGGCAAGGGUAUGAAGACAAGAUCAUUCCCGUCGCUCUACAACGAUAUGUUUCGAAGAGGCUUCCUUGGAUCCAGUAUCAUGAGCUUCCCGAUAGCGGACACCUUCUUGCACAAGCUAAUGGAGUGACUGAUACCAUCCUAAGGGCACUUGUACUUGGAGAAAAGUCAUCUAUUACAGAUUUUACGUAG
This is a messenger RNA of Magnolia sinica, 1167 nucleotides long. RefSeq lists its product as uncharacterized. NCBI's taxonomy places the organism in Eukaryota, Viridiplantae, Streptophyta, Magnoliopsida, Magnoliales, Magnoliaceae. Bases 73 to 1167 code for a protein of 364 amino acids. The transcript has 6 exons. The record is from RefSeq and is a predicted model, not a curated record.